This is a messenger RNA of Pseudopipra pipra, 1844 nucleotides long. It is a transcript of the gene LYSET, whose product is annotated as lysosomal enzyme trafficking factor. The transcript is spliced from 3 exons. The record is from RefSeq and is a predicted model, not a curated record. The coding region runs from base 309 to 725 and encodes 138 amino acids. Lineage: Eukaryota; Metazoa; Chordata; Aves; Passeriformes; Pipridae.
AUGGCGGCGGGCGGGCAGCGGGGCGGGACCGCGGCACCCGCCGCCUCCCGGCGCCGCGGCGCGGGCUGAGGGGAGCGGGCCGCCCGCCGCCGCCCUCCCGCUCCCUCCUUUUCCGCCGGAGCAAGAUAGGCACUCCGCUAGAGCUUAAUACAACUGGACAUUGCUACACCACAAACAAGCAGUGAUGUUCCUGUUACUGGCUGUCUAGCAGAACAUUUGUCUUGCAGACAUCAAAGAACUUUCCAGACUUUAAUAUUUAUAGAAAAUCUUGUGUUAUCCCACCCUGCAUCUAGAGACACUGAGGGCAAAUGGGGUGCAGAGCAUGGAGAAUGAUGAACUUCCGCCAGAGGAUGGGAUGGAUUGGUGUGGGGCUGUACUUGUUAGCAAGUGCUGCGGCUUUUUAUUAUGUCUUUGAAAUCAAUGAGACUUACAACAAACUAGCACUGGAGCACAUUCAGCAACAUCCGAAGGAGCCACAGGAAGGAACCACAUGGACGCACUCCUUAAAAGUACGACUGCUAUCCUUGCCUUUUUGGCUGUGGACUAUAAUAUUUUUAAUACCAUAUUUACAGAUGUUCUUGUUUCUCUAUUCCUGUACAAGAGCUGACCCCAAAACUGUUGGGUACUGCAUCAUUCCUAUCUGCUUGGCUGUUAUUUGCAAUCGUCAUCAAACAUUUGUGAAGGCCUCUAAUCAGAUCAGUAGAUUACAACUGAUUGACACUUAGCUCAAGUUCUAGUUUCUCUUGCUGUUUUGAAGCAAUUGCAUAUGCCUGAUCUAAUCACAAGACUGAAGUUCUGAGUGAAGGCCGGAAAGAGCCUUUUCUUUCAAACUGAUAAGCAAUGAAGAGAGUGACUGUUUUCUAUUUAAAAAAAAAAAGUAAUUAUAAAGGUUUUUUAAUUAUGGGUCUAUCAAGCAGCCAGAGUGGGAGAGCCCUGUGUGACAUGUGAUGGAAGUAUUCCUCAUUUUGCCUUAAUGAUGCAAAAUCACAACACUCCAUCUGAAACGUCCUGUGGGGAAACGAGUUUCUGGUCCACAGCUUUACUCCUCUGUGCAAAAAAGUGAUUUCCCUUGGAGUAAAAUCAAUGAAAAGAUGCUGCUUUUGUGGUAAAUGUAAAAGGAAAAAAAUAUGAGAACGUGAUUAUAAAAGCUGCACUUAACACAAUUCCUUUUCUUUUUUCUUUUUGCUAAGUAAUAUCUACAUCAGUGCUGUUUUUAAUGAAUUUUUUAAAAAUAAGUUUAGAUAUAAAAACAGGAAGCAAAGAAUAAAGUCUGUGCAAACAUUUAAAGGGAAAAAGUACUGUUUUUCCUGUGGUAGCCUACUUUUUUUCAGUGACCACAACAGUGCAGUAAGUAGGCAGUGAGGAGUGGCAUAAGCCUGGAGCUUGGUGCUUCAAGCUGUUUUCCUAUGACAUCAAAAACAGCUUAUGCUGUAAUGGGCCUGUAGUCUGCACAAAAAUUCUUUUAUGUUUUCUUCUAUUAUCUCACUUGAUAAAAUUGCUGACAUUUAUGACCAUUCUAACUUCAGACAUGAUGCAAAAACGUGUUCCGGGAGCACUGACGUAAUUAGGGAAAACUUUGAAUUUGGGAAAGUUAACUGGUAUUAUGUUGGAGAGAUGCUAGAAACAGGUUGUAAGACAAGUAAUCAUGGUUCUUCUAGAAAUUCAAAGAAGUAAGAUACUUUCUUCUUGUUCUUGUAAUGAAUGCAAAUUUCUUCUGUCACACUGAAAUUUCGCUGAGAUUUCUUGUCAUAAAUUCAACCUCUAUUUUUCAGUGCUGUUUUGGCAUAGCUUUUAAGUCUAACUGCUGUAUUGUAUAUUUUGAAUAAGAGUGAAAUCUGUUCUUU